Molecule: messenger RNA, 3093 nt
Organism: Priapulus caudatus
Lineage: Eukaryota; Metazoa; Priapulida; Priapulimorpha; Priapulimorphida; Priapulidae
Product: sodium- and chloride-dependent neutral and basic amino acid transporter B(0+)-like
Biological process (GO): sodium ion transmembrane transport
Cellular component (GO): membrane
Source: RefSeq, a predicted model, not a curated record
CCCACGCACGCAUAUGCAGAGAAGUACAUUGCCAGUCAGUCAGGCAGACAGACGGUCUUCUGUAGUCGCACAAUAUCGCAAAGCGGGCGUCAGAGGAACGCAGAAGGUCGGUGAUCGAGAGGCAACAAAAAGGAACGAAGGAAUAACGCCGAGCGGUAUAUUCACGGCGAGGUACAGUGCUGACAUCUAGCGCUCAUCACAACUCGAGGCGACCUCUAGUGUGCGAUGGAGAAUCCGGCAUUCUACCGAGCGCAGAGCAACGUGGCCAAGCCUCCCAUGUACCCGGAUGUACAACCGCUGGCAGUCGACGAAGACGACAAUGGCGACGAGAACAAGGACCGCGGCACUGGAGCGGCACUGACUUUCGACUUCAUCCUGUCGUGCCUCGGCUACGCGGUCGGACUGGGAAACGUGUGGAUUCCCUACCUCUGCUACCGAAAUGGAGGAGGUGCGUUUUUCAUACCGUACCUGAUCAUGUUGUCUUUCGUGGGACUGCCGCUGUUUUACCUGGAGCUAUCUGUCGGACAGUUUACGAGUCUCGGACCGGUUGGAGUGUUCGGAAAGAUUUCGCCGGUUUUACAAGGCAUCGGCUAUGCCAUGGUGAUGAUAUCAGCUCUGGUAGCGAUCUAUUACAACGUCAUCAUUGCAUGGACCCUCUACUAUCUGUUCGCAUCCUUCCAGCGAGUUCUACCGUGGUCCGGGUGCAAGAACGGUUGGAACACAGACUCGUGCUGGUCCAAGUCGGAAGAAGAAGAAUGCAUGAAAAGUAAUGGCACCUACUACGCUCGUCAGUGUUAUCUGAAUCUCACAUCAGCGGAAGCGAAUGCUUACGAUCAGCUGUCGAACAAUGAAAGCAGUCUGCGCACAUCAGCAAGCGAGGAAUACUACAAGAACAAGAUGCUGGGACUCACGACCAGUAUCAAUGACUACGAGGGAGGUCUCAAGUGGGAUCUGUGUCUCUGUCUGCUACUAGCCUGGAUCAUAGUCUGCUUGUGUCUCAUCAAGGGCAUCAAGAGCUCCGGCAAGGUCGUCUACUUCACCGCUACAUUUCCCUAUGUGGUCCUCGUUAUCCUGCUCAUCAGAGGCGCUACACUGCCGGGCGCCGCAAAAGGAAUCCGCUUCUACAUCACACCCGAUCUGAGCGUGCUCUCCACUCCACAGGUAUGGGUCGACGCCGCGGGACAGAUAUUCUUCUCGCUAGGUGUCGCUUUCGGCGGCAUCAUGACGCUGUCGAGUUACAAUCGCUUCCGCAACAACUGCUUCCGCGACUCCCUGGUGGUGGCUCUCGGAAACUGUGCAACGAGCGUGUUUGCCGGCUUCGUCAUCUUCUCAAUCCUGGGUCACAUGGCCUACGACCUUGGCAAAGAAGUGAGCGAGGUCGCCAGCAGUGGUUCUGGGCUGGCGUUCGUUGCCUAUCCCACCGUACUAGCGAGACUGCCCGUGGCGCCACUCUGGUCCAUCCUCUUCUUCUUCAUGCUGCUUACGUUGGGACUGGACAGCCAGUUUGUGUUCUUGGAGACGAUCUUUACGACCUUCAUGGAUGGAUUUCCCGCCACGCGCCGAUACAAGCCGUUAAUAGUUAGUCUCAUCGCUGUUGUACUAUACCUCGUCGCUCUGCCCAUGUGUACGGGGGCCGGUCUGUACUGGAAUGACUUGAUGAAUACGUUUGCUGCAUCAUGGUCGGUAAUACUGGUGGCACUGGGAGAGGGCAUCGCUGUCGCCUGGGUGUAUGGGGUGAGGCGUUUCAUCGGUGACAUCACCAUGAUGCUUGGUCGCAACAUUGCCUACAAGAUUUGCAAUGUCUACUGGAUCUUCACCUGGUUACUAACGACGCCACUGCUAAUCCUGGGCAUACUCGUCUUCAACUUCAUCGCCUACAAGACGCCGACCUCACAGGAUAUCGAAUACCCUAAAUGGGCAGAGGUUCUCGGCUGGGUCAUCACCUGGGGAACCGUGGCUCUGAAUACUAUAGUUGGCGCCAUCAACUUCUAUCGCUACCAUCCACAGAUCGGAUACAGACGAUAUUCCGACCGGAUCCGACCUGGGGACCUGCCAUGGAUCGCUUCCGUACGGGAGACUACGCUCCCAUCGGUCCUGCUCCGUCGGCGAACAUCGGUGGGAAAGCUCCCCUAUACACGAUCGCCGACACGGCAGGAUAUCCGGGUCUCUACCGGCCGUAUCCUAGCGACGGAUACUACACAAACCCGGCCUUUCAUUCUUCCCAGUCAUCGCAACUGUAGUGUGUUCCUGAGACGGACACCAACUCUACGGUGGAUAUUGCUACAGGGACUCUCAUUGGUCGAUGCGUACUUUCUUCAACUGAUACUAGGGGGGACUUUUACCUCGCCCCUCAUUCUCCCUAGCAUGGACUGGCAUGGCCAAUGCGUGCUGCGCUCAACUGAUAUUAUAGAUAUUUUUACCCACCUCCCUCUCUAUCUCCCGCUCUCUAUCUCCCUCUCUCUACAGGGACUGGCAUGGUCAAUGCGUGCUGUGUUCAAUAAAUUAUUCUAUCUCUCGCGCUCUCUCCCCGUCGCUAUCUCUUUCUCUCGGUGUGUCCCCAUCUCUCACUUUCCUUCGCUCUCUUAUUCGCACCCUCUCCUUUUCUCACUCUAUCGCCCACAUAUCGUGUGCCUAUAUCGCAUGAAUUGUUGCGAAAUGAUGGCUGUAUCCAGAGACUGGCGUAUAUAUGCCUGUUGUGUCUUGUUGUUAACUUACUAUGACCCGUCGUGCGGUUUAUAUACGUUUUACAUACGAUAUGUAUUUUUAUAAGUCGACUAUCGUAGUCUAUAUAUCUAUGUAUCUUAGUGAGAUGACAACCGACGAGGCUGAGAAUUUAGCGUUAAUCUAAUAACUAUAAUCUCUCGCUACUAUCGGCUGAACUGGCUGUCAGACAGGCGCAACUACUGUCUCGUCGCAUGCCAGGCAAAUUGCAAUACUAUAAUAGAUUCAGUUACGCGAAUACUGCUAGCGCCUGAGUGGUUGGUAGCUAUAUGGGCUCCUUACUGUCUUAUUGAAUCUCUCGAUUUCCACUCCCCUCCUCUCUCUCUCUCCCUUCCUCUCUCUCUCGCUCACUCCCUCUCUCUCUCUUGCUCU